UGCUCGGCGGCAUGGUGCUUAGUUUGUGUAUCUGUGUAACGUGUGUGGCUAAAAAGGUUUAAUAACAUGAGUUCUCAGAGAGGUAAUACAUCUCGAUCGCGGGGCCAGAAGCAUCAAAACACAACUGCGUUUAAAAACGACAAGUACGGAGCGACUACACAAGUGAAGAAGGCAAAUUCAAAGAUCCAUGAUGGGCUUUGUCAACGCUGUAAAGGUGUUCUUGAGUGGAAAGUUAAGUACAACAAAUACAAGCCACUAACACAGCCUAGAAAAUGUGUCAAGUGCUCCCAAAAGACAAUAAAAGAUGCGUAUCACAUCAUUUGUAAGCCCUGCUCUCUUCAGCAAGAGAUCUGCUGCAAGUGUGGGAAGAAGGAGGAGAUUGUUAUUCCGGUGAACUCACAUCUGGAGCAAAACGAGCAAGAAGUUGAUGAACAGAGAAAGAAGGGAUGUCGACGAAGGAAGACAGACAUGGAUGGUUUGGACAGUGAUGAUGAUUAUGAUGAUGAUGAAGAUGACUUUGAUGACUGUGAAGAGGAGGAAGAUAAAGAUUUAGACGAGGACUCUGCAGCAAAAAAGCCACAGAGAAAAUCUGCUGUGCUGCCGGACCUGUCGCCAAUCAAUAUUGAAGAUUAAACACAAUAAGAGUUCUUUUCAAACCUGUGUAACAAAUGGGAUUUUUUGGGGCAAAAUACAGUAUCGGGUUUGUUGCAGAAGCUCUCUUAGAUUAAUAUAUGGCAAUAAGCCGAUGCUGCCUGCUUGAAUGCAGAGCAUGAAAAAGGAAGUCAGGUGGUGAAAUGCACAAAAACUGCCAGAUGACAUCAGAGGGAGCAACGUAAUUUUUCUUUUUAACUGAGUCGGUGUACUUUCUAAAGAAUCUUUAGUUCUGUAAAUUGUUUAAACUGCCAUAAAUAAUGUUUUAUAGCCUUUCAUGCAUUUUGCAAACAUUUUGCAAUAAAUCACACUGGUUAGUAAUGUGUUUGCAGUGUUCAGCUUUAUGCCGCUGCUGAGCAGUUAGUACACCGAGAGAUGUUCCUAAUAUUUUGGCUGUUGAUGUUUAUAGGUUUGGCUAUCAUAAACUGAAAUGUAUCCAAGACGCACUGUAUAUGUUUUUAGUUAAGUAGCACCAAUUAUUGCCGUUUUUUAUUUGAUUUUCUUUUGUUUUAUUUGUGUUUAAAUAUUAAAAUCUUCAGAAUAUCACUGAUUCUUCUAAAAUGUACAAUCACAUAAAUGUAAUACAGCAGUUUUUCCUCAGACUAACUUUAGAAACACUGAAAAUCUUGAUGUUGCUGAAUUUGAAAGGAGGAUAUCUUGAACAUUUUGAUUACAACUCACAUUAGUAAACUCACAAAUUAUGAAAGGCUCUUGGUGUGAGGAAAGCUAGAACCUCUACUACACAUUUAAACAUUUAUCAUAUUCUAUACAAACAUUCACCAGUGUCAUCUGCUUUUUGUACAUACACUCAUGAGACACUUUAUUACGUAUAUCUCGUCAGCACUGAGUUGGACCCCUUACGCUGGAAACAUUCCCCAAAGAUUUUGGUCCAUACUGGCCUGAUGGCUGCAGAUUUUUCAGCUACAAAUCUAUGUGAUGAAUCUCCCGUUUCACCACAUCCCAGAGCUGCUCUACGGGAUUGAAAUCUGCUGAUAAGUUAAGCCAAUUUGAGUGCAGUGAACUCGUCAUUUGCCAAAACAUAGUAUGCCAAAAAGAUACCUCUGUUACACCAACAACGACCAGAAAUGUUGAUCUAAGGCAGAAUGGUUGCAUGCUUUCAUAUUGUCUGUGCCAAGUAUCACCCUACUGUCUGAAUGUUGCAGAAGAAAUGAAUCAUCAAACAAGGGAACAUUUUUCCAAUCUUCUAUUGUUCAAUUUUGGCGGCUCUAAGCAAUUUAUAUCCUCAGUGUCCUGUUUUUACAGGCACUGGGUGUGGACUUCUAUUGCUGUAGACCAUCUGUUUCAAGGUUGAACAUGUUAUGCGUUCAGAGAUGUCCUUCUGCAUACCUCAGGUUGUAAUAAAUUGUUAUUUGUUGCCUUCCUAUCUGAUUGGUUUUGCAGGAAAAUCCCAGCAGAUCAGUAGUUUCUGGAACACUCAGACCAGCCUAUCUGGGACCAACAACCAUGCCAUGUUCAGAGUCGCUUAAAUCGACGUUCUUUCCGUUUCUAAUGCUCGGUUUGAACGUCAGCAAGUUGUCUUGACCACGUCUACAUGCCUAACUGAGUUGGUGUAAUGUGAUUGGCUGGGUAGAUAUUUGUCUUAACGAGUGGUUGCAUUAACAAAAAGGCUCGUAAGUUUGUUUGAUGAGAACUGUUACACAUACACUCAUUUUGUUUCUGUAGUGUGAAAUCUUUAAGCCGACUUUCCGUUACUGAAUAACCUGGAGUUACUUGAAAGCAGGUCUUUUUGUGCGUGCUGGCAUCAUCUAAAAUUAACAUGUGUUGUAAUUUAUCAUGUGGGCUUCAUACAUUUAAAAGCACGUGGUGAUGUUUCAAAUACUAAUUCCUCAUUAAAAAAUGAGUCAUUGUAAUAAAGGAGAAGAGUGGGUGACCACAUCACUGGGCUCCAAGGGUUCCCUUGAAAAUUUGUGUCACAUGCCUUUGUUCUGCUUAUAUACUCAUGACUGAGAAUUUAAAAAAAAAAAAAAGCCUAAUUUGAUGCUGACACAUAAUUUUUUCCAACUAAAGAGCUUCCAGAAAUACAUUAAUAACUGGAUGAGGUAACAGCAUCAUCAUGAGACCCGCUGAUUUUCAUUUAAGUUUAAUGCAGUGCAAACCAACAAUGCCAGUUCAAGGUUGCCACACAUAAACUCCACAAAGAAGUGGUUGUAUUAAUAAAGGAAGAGAAAUUGAAUAUGUGUUUUUGAAGGUGUAACAUCUAAUAUUUUUAUACUGUUAACCGAUCUGUUGUUGCCUCACAUGUCAUGUUGUCACCGUCUGGCUAGCAGACCGUGGGGGUGUAGGGAAGGAGGACCCAGGCGCGGUGCUCUGUGUGUAAACAGUGCGUUUAUUUACAGUGUAUGAAACUA
Maylandia zebra (zebra mbuna) is the source of this 3020-nucleotide messenger RNA. RefSeq names its product linkage group 12 C9orf85 homolog (gene lg12h9orf85). NCBI's taxonomy places the organism in Eukaryota, Metazoa, Chordata, Actinopteri, Cichliformes, Cichlidae. The record is from RefSeq and is a predicted model, not a curated record.